GAUCAUAGUGGCAUGAGAAAAUAUUCAUGGAAGAUCAAACACCGCAGAGCAGCUUAUCCUAAUUCCCACAUUUUAUCGCUGAAGUCUAAUCGCAAACUCAUAAAGUUUGUUUUCGCGGGCAAUUGUACUUUUUACACACUCAUAGCUUUGCCGAAAUCAGGGCAUUGCAAACAUUACAAUGUAAGGUUUGCUGCUAUGAAUUCAUGGCAUCCUAUCAAUCUUCGCUUGUCCACAUUCAUUCCUUCUGGAGCAGCUUUACAUGCUUAGGGAGAAAUUCGUUAAGGACUCCGAACAUUGGAAAUUAUUUAUGCAAUCUAAAGAGAUCACAUGUGAUUCUUCCUUCCUACAAGCUAUUGAGAAAGGGCUAUUGUAAUUUAUCCAAUAAUGCAAAGUCGUCUUUAACUGGUGUUGCAAAUGCAACUUCUCUUAAUAAUGUAAUCAUUCCUUCUGAUAUACUGCAUCAAGAUGCACAGCUUAAUUUAGCCAAGUGUGAAGAAAGGGCACUGAAUACUAAUCCUUCAGAUGGUAGAGUAAUGCUCAUUGAUGGCACAUCAAUCAUCUACCGGGCUUACUACAAGCUUUUAGCAAAAUUGCACCAUGGCCAUCUAUCACAUGCUGAUGGAAAUGGAGAUUGGGUCUUAACUAUAUUUUCAGCUUUAUCUCUUAUAAUUGAUGUCUUGGAAUUUAUUCCUUCCCAUGUGGCGGUGGUAUUUGACCAUGAUGGAUUUCCAUUUGGUCAUACUUGUAAUUCAUCCAAAGAAAGUGUUAGAGCAAAAGGUCUGAAUUUUCGUCACACUUUAUAUCCUGCAUACAAGAGCAACCGCCCUCCUACACCUGACACUAUUGUUCAGGGACUUCAGUACUUGAAAGCAUCCAUCAAGGCAAUGUCAGUAAAGGUGAUUGAGGUACCGGGUGUAGAAGCUGAUGAUGUGAUUGGAACAUUGGCAGCACGGAGUGUUGAUGCUGGGUACAAGGUACGAGUUGUUUCCCCAGACAAGGACUUUUUUCAGAUCCUAAGUCCUUCAUUACGACUUCUACGGAUUGCUCCACGUGGCUUUGAGAUGGUUUCAUUUGGAAUUGAAGAUUUUGCUGAAAAAUAUGGAACCUUGAAUCCUUCUCAAUUUGUUGAUGUGAUUUCACUUGUUGGUGAUAAGUCCGAUAACAUUCCAGGAGUUGGUGGAAUUGGAAAUGUUCAUGGAGUGCAACUGAUCACUAAAUAUGGCACAUUAGAGAAUUUGUUGCAAUGUGUGGAUGAAGUUGAAGAGGAGCGUAUAAGAAAGGCCUUGAUUGCAAAUGCUGAUCAGGCUGUCUUGAGCAAGAACUUGGCUCUGCUACGUUCUGAUCUCCCAUUCUAUAUGGUACCAUUUGCUACUGGAGAUCUCGCAUUUAAGAAACCAGAGGAUAAUGGGGAGAAAUUCACGAGCCUCUUAAAUGCCAUCAGUGCUUAUGCAGAAGGAUUUUCAGCUGAUCCUAUCAUUAGAAGGGCGUUUUACAUGUGGAAGAAGCUUGAAACUCAACGUUAAGUUGGUUCUGCAAUUGGGCAUCACAGACCUGUUGGCACUGGAUUUUCCAGCAAAUGAGGCAUGGCAAACUUCUUUGUACAGUUAACUUGGCGAGACUGGCUGAUUUUAAAAUUGAAAAAUAUAGGAAGAUGGUCCAAAUCUGCUGGUUCUUAAUUUUGUCAUUGUCUUAUUUUGGAGGCCUCAAAUCUUUGAAGGAACAUCAAGUCUCUAUAUAUAGAAACUUUCUAUUUUCUUUUAUAACUCUUCCAAAAGAAAAUCAAUGCAAUGCACUCUACUAGCAAUUCUUUUAUAACUAUUCCAAAAGAAAAUCAAUGCAAAGCACUCUACUAGCAAUUCUUUUGUU
This is a messenger RNA of Quercus robur (English oak), 1866 nucleotides long. RefSeq lists its product as uncharacterized. Gene Ontology annotation, molecular function: 5'-flap endonuclease activity; DNA binding. Gene Ontology annotation, biological process: DNA replication, Okazaki fragment processing. The transcript has 16 exons. Bases 204 to 1523 code for a protein of 439 amino acids. Lineage: Eukaryota; Viridiplantae; Streptophyta; Magnoliopsida; Fagales; Fagaceae. The record is from RefSeq and is a predicted model, not a curated record.